This is a messenger RNA of Amblyraja radiata (thorny skate), 1732 nucleotides long. It is a transcript of the gene gatad2b, whose product is annotated as GATA zinc finger domain containing 2B. The transcript is spliced from 9 exons. The record is from RefSeq and is a predicted model, not a curated record. Lineage: Eukaryota; Metazoa; Chordata; Chondrichthyes; Rajiformes; Rajidae. Gene Ontology annotation, biological process: negative regulation of transcription by RNA polymerase II. Bases 14 to 1717 code for a protein of 567 amino acids. Gene Ontology annotation, molecular function: sequence-specific DNA binding. Gene Ontology annotation, cellular component: NuRD complex.
GUGCUGCAGGAGGAUGGAACGUAUGUCGGACGAUGCUCUGCGGCUCCACCUGCUGAAGCGGGGCCUGGACCGUGCGGACGAGCGCGAGGACCUGGUGGCCAAGCGGUUGAAGAUGGAGGGGCACGAGGCCAUGGAGCGCCUCAAGAUGCUGGCCCUGCUGAAGCGCAAGGACCUGGCGGGGCCGGAACCGUCGCCCGAGCUGAUCCCCGCCAAGCCCGAGCACCAGCGGGCAGCCGACGACAAGAUGAACGGCAGCCUGAAGGGCCGUCCCGAGCUCCGCACCGUCACCAAAGCCGGCAAAGAGAACAUGGGCGACGAGCCUGUGGACAUGAGCGCGCACAAGAGCGAGGUGGAUCGUGAGCGCAGUACCCCCUCACCCGACGUCAUCGUGCUGUCAGACAACGAGGCGUCCAGCCCUCGUGCCAAUGGCUGCUUCGAGGACAGGAUCAAGAUGGCCAACCUGGAGAUCUUCAAGGGCAAGGGCCCCGAGGAGCGGCAGAUGAUCAUCAAGCAGCUGCGGGACGAGCUGCGUCUGGAGGAGGCCCGGCUGGUGCUGCUGAAGAAACUGCGGCAGAGCCAAGUGCAGAAGGAGAACGUGGUCCAGAAGAGCAUGGGCUCGUCUGCCCAGUCCUCGCUGGUCCAGGGUGGGCAACAACAGCUGCUGUCCAAGCCACCCAACCGGCCCAUCUCUCAGGUAUUGGAUCCUCAGAACCUGCGGGGGGCUCAGGGCCACCCGGUGAUCAGGACAGCGGCCAAUAGCACGUUGCCGCAGCUGCUGCUGUCACAGCGGGUGAUCGCGCCCAGCCCCGCACAGAUGCAGAGCAUGAGGAUGGCCAAACCCGGCCUCAUACACAGCCCCCUGGGCAGCCCCAACACAGCCGCUGCCUACCAGAAGGCAGGCUCCUCCAUCCCGUCUCCACGGACCACGCCAUCCACCAUGUACAUGAGCGUGUCAUCGCAUGUACAGGCCGGGUUGCCCACAGCGAGCAGUCCUGCCGCCGGCAGCAUGAGCGAUCCUGCCAGUAGCCAAGCGGCGGCUAAACUGGCUCUGCGCAAACAGCUGGAGAAGACCCUUCUGGAGAUCCCCCCACCCAAACCCUUGCCCCCUCUCCUCAACUUCCUGCCCAGCGCCGCCAACAAUGAGUUCAUCUACAUGCUGGGCCUGGAGGAGGUGGUACAGAGCGUCAUCGAGAGCCAAGGGAAAGGACGCCUGCAGCUCACCCACAUCGAGCCAUUCAUGUGCUCACAGUGUCGGACAGACUUCACCCCACACUGGAAGCAGGAGAAGAACGGCACCAUCUUGUGUGAGCAGUGCGUGACGUCCAACCAGAAGAAGGCGCUCAAGGCCGAGCACACCAACCGGCUGAAGACAGCCUUCGUCAAAGCCCUGCAGCAGGAGCAGGAGAUCGAGCAGCGAAUACAGCAGCAAGCGGCGGUGGUGUCGGCCUCGCCCACCUCCGUGUCUGCCGGCGUGGUGAUGAACAAGCCCGAACCGGUCAUCAGGCACCACCCUCUCCGCCAGCAGCCGCCUCAGUCGCAGUCGUCUCUCCAGCGUGGGCUGCACUCCUCAGCCCGCAGCGUGCUGUCGACCUUUGCACAGGGCCCGCAGCUGCACAUGGCCAGCGGGCUGGUGGGCAUGCCAGGUAAGCAUGCAAUGCGGAGCGGAGGGCAGAGUCGAGGACGAAGGCCUUACUUCACCACCUCAGGUAGACACUAAACCGCCCUUCACCCC